Molecule: messenger RNA, 1161 nt
Organism: Coccomyxa subellipsoidea C-169
Lineage: Eukaryota; Viridiplantae; Chlorophyta; Trebouxiophyceae; Coccomyxaceae
Exons: 3
Coding region: 600-1100 (166 amino acids)
Source: RefSeq, a predicted model, not a curated record
UGUGAUUCCAAUUCACUAGAGAUGGACAAUGUCCAGUGGACGCAAGUGGAUCCUGGAAUUCACUUGGACCUGCAAGUCAAUCACCCUAACUUGUGACGCUAGGACGCGAAGAGAAGCUGGGCUAGUUCUGAAGGACAAGAUAGCACAACACGACAACGAUUCUCUUUUUGCAAAUUUUGUAUGGGCAUAGAACCUGACAAGCUGGCAUUUUGAUACAAUCGGGACUAGUAUCGAAUGCAUGGAACGUUUUGGUCCGCUUACACAUACAUGAUAGUGUUUCUGUUUAAAAUAUGGGCCUGUAUAUAUCUGGGGCAAUUAGGCUUUGCAAGUGCUGCUCGAGGUAUUAUACACCGGCCGGAUGAGUACUGCAAGGCUUUCCUUUUUGCGGAGACUGACGUUAGCGAGUCAAGCUUUCUCUUUAAGGAUCUGCUCAGUCAAGUGGGUAAAUGCGGCUGUCGAAUGGAGUGGCGGAAGCGAGAAGAGUACAGCAAUUUUUUUUUUGAAACUCGGCGACUUCAUGGACCAAUAAUUCUAGCCGCAACUGGCCAUUUCUGUGGAGUUGGGCAGGUAGCACUGGUUCAAAGCCAGAGCGCUUGCUGAUGCUUGAAGCUCUCAAAGCUCACAAGGCAGCCGAACACAUAUUGCAGUGGGGAAGUCUUCAGCCUUUUGGCUCAUAUGCUGGUCGUCCUGUUCGCUCUCAAGACUCCAUGGACAACUGGGAAUACUCCAUGCUCAUGCAAAAAACACAAUUCAUUCCCUUGCCAGCUGGAAUCAGUCCGGAGCAGUUUCGCAUUUGGGAAGCCUUCGAAGCAGGGUGCAUACCUAUACUAUUGGAGAGGCAUGUUGGAGUUGGGCAAGUAUUGUACCCUUUGCAAUAUUUAGGUUUCAACAUAAUUUUCCUUGAUUCUUGGGAGCAGCUGCCUGAUAAGCUCCUAUACCUACACAAAGAAGUCAGGAAACGACCGCGGCGAUAUACUCUCAUGCAAUCGCACAACAGCAAAUUAUGGGCUCAGGUGAAGGGUGCUUUAGCUCGUCAUCUAGCAAGAGCAGUGUGCAAUGCUUCACAUUGGCAAACUGUGAGCAAGUCAGCUCAAAGCUAGAAUACACAUGUACAUGUAUGGUGUGUCAAAUUGUGGAACAUGGUGUAACAACUCUCAGAGG